Pelmatolapia mariae (spotted tilapia) is the source of this 4548-nucleotide messenger RNA. RefSeq names its product G protein signaling modulator 1b (gene gpsm1b). Gene Ontology annotation, biological process: establishment of mitotic spindle orientation. The coding region runs from base 679 to 2760 and encodes 693 amino acids. NCBI's taxonomy places the organism in Eukaryota, Metazoa, Chordata, Actinopteri, Cichliformes, Cichlidae. The record is from RefSeq and is a predicted model, not a curated record. Gene Ontology annotation, molecular function: G-protein alpha-subunit binding; GDP-dissociation inhibitor activity. Gene Ontology annotation, cellular component: cell cortex. The transcript has 14 exons.
UCUCUCUCAUCCUUUCUCUCUGCCUCUCAUUGGGGCAAUGGUCAAGCUUAGAUGUAAGGUAUUCACUUUGUAAUCAUUGACUGUUCCUCUACUCUUGCCCAGAAUGGUCUGUCAUCAUGCUCCCCUGUUCUUUUAAAACCUGAUAGAACAACUGGUCUCCGAUCAGACUUGAGGAGAAGUUGAAGAGGAUCAGAGAUGAGCACAGUCUUCUGUUGGGAGUAGCGGGAACUGAAUUACAUAACAACAAUGGAUAUCUUAAUUUGAUUAAAAUCAUCUGGAUUAAUAAAACAUAAACUUGUAAACUUGUGACGUCUUAGAAAUUCACUUGUUUUGGAGCUCAACGUUCGUGUGGAAUGAUCUCAAAUUCCCUCUGGACUGUUUUGUCUGCAGGUUGCUUCACUGUGUAGUUUUGGAGCGAUCUUGAGGACUUGAAAAACACACAUUUUUCUCGGCUGGUUUUGGACUGUGGUUAGAAUUUACAAUUGGAGUGUGUCCAGGUUUGUUGUAAUGUUGCUGAUAUAGUGGUUUUUAUUGAAGCUGGGAAAUAUAAAGUUUAUAAGACCGCAGUUUGUUAAAGUGUGAGAGAAAUUCUUAGUUGUAAGCAUAGUUCUUAAAUUAACUCUGUAGAGUUAAUUUAAGAGCUUUCUGAUAAAGUUAGUUUUAUUUAACAAUACCAUCAUGGCAUCUGAGCCUUGUCCUCUGACUGGAGCAGAGAGAGCCGUGUGUAGACUUGUCCACUGUGGACCCCGACCUCAAGCUAUGCUAAAGCCUUUACCUCUGGAGCUCCAGGUGUAUGUGGACAAAACAAGGACCAAGCAAAAACACAGGAUGGAGGCCUCGUGCUUAGAAUUGGCCUUGGAAGGAGAGCGGCUAUGCAAGGCUGGGGACUUCAAAGGGGGAACAGCGUUUUUCGAAGCAGCCGUAAAGGUCGGCACAGAAGACCUGAAGACCCUCAGUGCCAUCUACAGCCAGCUGGGCAAUGCAUACUUCUACCUUAAGGAGUAUGGCAAAGCCCUGGAAUACCAUAGACAUGACCUUACCUUAGCAAGAACAAUAGGAGACCGAAUUGGAGAAGGAAAGGCCAGCGGCAACCUCGGUAACACUUUAAAAGUAUUAGGGCGUUUCGAUGAGGCUGCUGUCUGCUGCCAAAGACAUCUGGACAUUUCUCAAGAGCAGGGCGAUAAGGUUGGAGAGGCCAGAGCACUGUAUAACAUGGGGAACGUGUUUCACGCAAAGGGCAAACAGCAGUUAUGGGGCUGCACCCAGGAACCAGGGGACCUGCCUCCUGAUGUCAGAGACACACUGCAAAGGGCUACUGGAUUUUACGAGAUGAACCUGUGUUUGGUCAAAGAGCUUGGCGACCGAGCUGCUCAGGGGAGAGCCUACGGGAACUUGGGCAACACCCACUACCUGCUGGGUAACUUUGUGGAGGCUAUAAAGUUCCACCGUCAGCGAUUAUCCAUUGCCAAAGAAUUCGGGGACAAAGCAGCUGAACGACGAGCUUACAGUAACUUAGGCAAUGCCCUGAUAUUCCUGGGACAGUUCAACACAGCCACAGAGUACUACAGGAAAACUCUGCAACUGUCCAGGCAGCUGAGGGAUCAGGUGAUGGAGGCUCAAGCGUGUUACAGCCUGGGCAACACUUACACUCUUUUACAGCAGUAUGAGAGGGCCAUAGACUAUCACCUCAAGCACCUGUACAUAGCGCAGGAGCUUACAGAUAGGGUUGGAGAGGGCCGUGCAUGUUGGAGUCUGGGAAAUGCAUAUGUGUCUUUAGGGAACCACAAACAAGCGCUUUACUAUGCCAGAAAGCACCUGGAAAUCUCUAAAGAAAUUGGAGACAGAAAUGGUGAACUGACAGCCAGGAUGAAUGUGGAUCAGCUGAUGGAGGCCCUGGGGGUCACUGAGAGCGACCUUUCACCCUCAAGUUCAGAGUUUGAGAUGCAAGGAGCAAGACCCAAAUUCACCAAGAGAAACAGCAUGGACAGUGUAGAACUGUGGAAAUACUCUUCAGAUAAGAAUGGUGAGAACCAAGACUUGGAAAGUAUACCGAGGAGAUCUAAGAGUCACCUGUCGCAGCCUAGCAAAAGAAAAGGCUGUUCUGACAGCCAGUCAUCAGAGGAAAGGCUGUGGUUUGACUCACCCGUGGACACUGAUGACAUCACUGUGCAAGUUCCACCUCCAGUGCCAAAGCUGGGCCGUGACCCCUCUGAUGAAGACUGCUUCUUUGACCUCCUCAGCAAAUUCCAGAGCAGCCGCAUGGAUGACCAGCGCUGCCACCUCGAUGAGCCACAGAAUGGAGACAACAGAGAAGGCGCCGCAACCUCCAUGUCAUCCCUGAGUGAGAUGAUAGAUCCUGCAAUUACCACUUCCCCCCAGACAGAGGAGCUGUUUGAUUUGAUCGCCAGCUCUCAGAGUCGACGUCUUGAUGACCAACGCGUUAAUGUUGGUAACCUCCCAGGCCUGAGGAUUACUCAUAACAACCUGGGUCACCUGGUGGGAGAGGGAGAUCAUCAAGAGCCCAGUGAUGACUUCUUCAACAUGCUUAUCAAGUGCCAGUCAUCUAGAAUUGACGAUCAGCGGUGCUCCCCACCAGAAGCGGGCCCCCAUGCCCCUACGGUGCCUGAUGAAGACUUCUUCAGUCUGAUCCAGAGGGUGCAGGCCAAGCGUAUGGACGAGCAGCGCGUCCAGCUGCCCACAGACGACCAGGACAGCCCUCCGUCCCCAAGUCCCGAGCCAGCUAGCGGAUUUUCCAGCUAGGAUUUGGUGAAUAAAGCUUCAUGUCAAAGAAAAUGGAAGCAGGAAAAAAGGAAAGGAUGAGCCAACAUUUAAGGACAGUACUAAAGGGUGAACUAACAAGCUUUUUAAUAACAAGACAAAUUCAAUGUGCAAUAGAUGUUGCCCUGUUAAAUGUUGCUCAGUGUAUUAUGUUAAAUGUGUGUAAAUAUAAUGGCAAACAGGCAGAAUUUAACCUCGGUGAUGCAGAGAAGAGGAAAAUGAAAGUGUGGGGGUGACAUGAUUACAAACAUUAAAUAUAUAUUUAAUCUAAUGCCUUAAUCAGCAUUUAAAAAAAAAAAAAAAGAAUCUGACUCAAGAUUGUAUUCACGGGUGUCAGAUGUGUUUCUUCUAGAAGCACAUUGUAUAAUAUGGACAUUUGAUAUAGAUAGUUACAGUGGAAGUCAUAAAGACUUAUUUAUAGAAACAGUGUUGACAUUAGAGAAAAUGGAGAUUUGCACAAAGAUCUUAAAAACAUACCUGAUAAUGAAAAUUUCAGACAGAUAUAUCUGAAGUGCUCAAUGCUGCUUUUAUCAUUCAAUUUUCGUGGUCCCCACUGCUCAUAGAAAUGUGCUGUUAUUUACAGUAUUACAAACCCCCCCCAGUGUUAGGAAAAAAAAUGCUUUGGUCAAUUUGAACUUCUCCAUUAUUGGUAACUGCAUUCCAUCCACACGAAACGAUAAUAUUUGGUUAAAUUAAAACACUGAUUUAAGUCUGGUUUCCCACAAAAAUGUAAUUUAUGCGAAUCUAUGUCUUUAAAAAGUGCAUCUCACAUGCUGUGCUAAUGUUACUGAGCAAAAAAACAAAACAAAAUCUGCAACAUUUCACAGGCUCAAAAGUAUGAUGGUGUGAUAUUUAAUCUCCAGUUUAUGUUUCUGCUUGGCUUUUAAAGUGGUGCUAUCUGCUGCCCUUUGUGUUCAAAAAAUUCUGAUAAUGGACUACUGCUACUUACUGCCUUUAUUGUUACUUAAAUAGACUUAGAAGCAAAAAAAUUAAAUAAGAAAUGAGACACGUUUGUCAUAUUUUGAAAAUUCUAACACAAUGAGCAAUGCUAACUCUGUGUUGCUACUAUAUGUUGCCUCUCGGUGGCCAAAAUCUAGUAUUACCUCUGUGAAAUGAAGAGUGCAGUCUGUUGGGGAAAACAGGCUUCCCCUCUUCUAGAAUAAUUGAAGGUUUUUAUUAUACCUACAUUCUGUUCUGCACAAAUUCUGCAAACAAAGUUAUGCUAACCUGUACCCUAAUUGUUACCAUGAUAUAUUGUUUGGUAAACUUUAAAUUGCACCAUUAAAUCCAGGUACGGCCUGGUGCACUUUCCUGUUUCUUACAAACUGCGGAAAGGAAAGGUUUUUUUCUUUUUCUUUUUGUUUUUUUCGCUAAAGGCUUGAAAAUAUUUAUUGUACAAAGUGACUGCAUCAUGGCACCGAAAAUAUUUGACCUUACCCAGUGGCUUGCUUUAUUUUAAAUUUUUUAAUCAAAAGUAGUACCUCAAUGCUUACAUGAACCUUAAACAUACUGAAUUGUGAAUCAGGAUGGAUCAUGUACCACAGUGCUUUAUGUUUGGUCCGUCUCUCUUUGAUAAACAACACAUUGGGAGCUAAGGUUAAAAAAUUCUCUUCAUGUUUUUUGUGAAUUAACAUUUUUUUAGACACUACACGGUACGCUUCGAUUUGUCUUUGCCAUAAUUUGUAUAUAUAAAGAUAUUUUGUAUUUAUGUUCCUUUUAAGGGCAUGAAUAUGUCCCCUCAUGCUUUUAAUAAAAUGUUUGAGAUGUUUA